AUGGAUUUGGUGGGAGAAUACGUGAAUUCAAAUAAAAUUAAAACGCCCUUUAAAGAUGGAAUACCACACAAAGACUGGUUAACUGCAUUCAUGAGGAGGCAAAACUUAUCAGUAAAAAAGCCGGAAAAUAUUGAGAUAGCUAGAAGGAAAAGUAUAGAUCCGUUCCUUAUUAAUCAGUAUUUCAUCUUAUUGAAAGAGACUGUCGAUAAACUGGGGAUUGCUGAUAAACCUCAAUUAAUUUGGAACUUGGACGAAACGAGCUUUUGCUCCGACCCUUCUAAAACGAAAGUAGUCGGCAAAAAGGGGGCGAAAUCGACACGAACAACUGCUGGUCCAGGUAGAGAAAAUACCACGGUUCUGUUUGCCUGCAGUGCUAGUGGCGUAAAAGCUCCUCCUUUGAUAAUUUUCAAAGGUAAGCAAUUAUGGACGCAUAUGAUAUCUGAUUCAGCAUAUCCUGGCACAACAUACGCUGCAACACCAAAUGGCUGGAUGCAGUCGGCGGAUGUCUUUGAAAGGUACAUAGAGGGAGCAUUUGUUCAGGCAAUUGGAUCGGAGAGACCAGUCCUUCUUGUAUAUGACGGCCAUGUUACACACAUCAGUCUCGCGGUUAUCGAAAAGGCUGAAAAUGCCGGCAUCACGAUAUUAAAACUUCCGCCCCAUAGCAGUCAUGUCCUACAGCCUUUAGAUCUGUCUGUUAUGAAGGCCAUCAAAAAUAAGUGGGAUCCUGACCUGGUGAAAUGGCAAAGGAAAAAUAUAGGUGUAAAGCUCCCGAAAGCCGAAUUUUCAAAAAUGAUUGGCCAAAUAUGGAACGACAUUCCACCAUUGAUUAUUACGAAUGGGUUCAGGAAGGCUGGAAUUUUUCCUAUCGACAACUCGGUGAUUCCUGAAGACAUGUACGAUCCAGAAGCCCUAAAACGGUGGAAGAAUUCAUCUAAUGAAGAACAAGCAGUAACAGAGUCUUCAGCAGCUAUUCCCUCUACAUCUCAUGAUGUACCAGCAAAUUCUUUUGGAAAGCCUUUGGUAAAAGAAACAGUAGCAACAGAACAUCCAGUAGCUAUUCCCUCCACAUCUCACAUUGUACCAGUUACUCCUUUUGAAGAGCAGUUGGUCGAAGAGCCAUCAACUUCUUUUGAAGACCUGCUAUUAUCGCGCAUCAAGAGGGGCUCUACGGAGAAACCGAAGCGGAAGAGAAUCUGUGAAGGAGCAGAAAUAAUAACAUCUGAAGAAGUUAAACAAAAAUUAAUAGAACAAGAAGAAAGCAAAAAGCGAGAGAAACGGAAAAAGAAAACUAAGAAAGGAAAUGAAGAUGAGAAUGAAAAUGAGUCACUGCAUGAAGAUCAGCAUACGGAAAUUGAAUUCGCGGAUUCGUCAGGUGACGAGGACUUAAUAUCAAUGAUUGAACAGUCUAAUCAACUCGAAAUGGACACAAGAUUUCAUGAGAAACGUGUGGAAGACAGGGAAAUUGGAGACUGGGUUCUAGUGCAGUUCUGUACGAAGAAGACCAAAAAGCAUUAUGUUGGAGAAAUAACUUCACUUGGGCUGGAACCUCUGAUCCGUUUCUUGCGCAAAAAGAAGACUUUGCCAUCUGCCACUGUGUUCGUUGCACCUUCUGCAGAAGACGUAAGUGAAGUGCUAGACAGCUCAAUAAUAGCUAUUCUGCCUCCUCCAACUGCAGGUCGUCGCGGGGAAUAUAUAUUUCCCGUACUUUUUGACAGUUAUCAAAUUGAAUGA
Molecule: messenger RNA, 1731 nt
Organism: Photinus pyralis (common eastern firefly)
Lineage: Eukaryota; Metazoa; Arthropoda; Insecta; Coleoptera; Lampyridae
Exons: 1
Coding region: 1-1731 (576 amino acids)
Cellular component (GO): nucleus
Molecular function (GO): DNA binding
Source: RefSeq, a predicted model, not a curated record